Branchiostoma floridae (Florida lancelet) is the source of this 3280-nucleotide messenger RNA. RefSeq names its product E3 ubiquitin-protein ligase RFWD3-like. Bases 25 to 2055 code for a protein of 676 amino acids. The transcript is spliced from 13 exons. The record is from RefSeq and is a predicted model, not a curated record. Gene Ontology annotation, biological process: protein ubiquitination; interstrand cross-link repair; double-strand break repair via homologous recombination. Gene Ontology annotation, cellular component: nucleus; site of double-strand break. Gene Ontology annotation, molecular function: protein binding; ubiquitin protein ligase activity; metal ion binding. Lineage: Eukaryota; Metazoa; Chordata; Leptocardii; Amphioxiformes; Branchiostomatidae.
AGAGUAGCGUGGUUCACACCAAACAUGGCAGAAGGUGUAGAGGACGCCCCCAUGGAUGUGGAUGAACAGUCUCCCCAGGGACACAGCAGGAGGAGAACAGUCAUCCAGUCCACAUCCUCCCAACAGUCAGCACUGGAACCUCCUGAUGUCAUCUCUGUGGAGGAGACUGAUGAUGAUGAGGAUGAUGAAGAUGGAGGGAGUGCUGGUGAACGGUCCAUUGAACUUGUGAGAGACAGUGACAGUGAUGUGAUAGAGUUAGAUGGGGGAGAGGAGGAGGGGGAACAUGAUGAGGAUGAUGAGGAUGAGACUGAUGUUGAGGAGGAUACAGAUGCUGAGUCAGAUGCUGGCGCAAGAGAAGGGGACACACAGCAAUUAGACAACCCAGCUACAGCUGGCGCUGCUACAGGGGUCCAAGUUACAGGGAGGCAAGCUACAACGUCAGCAGCUGUACCUGGAACUAUGCCAGGUGCAGCUACAGCAACACCCUCCACACCUGCAGCUGUGCCAGGUGUCCGAGUCAUCAGCCCUGUCAGGAAUUCUCCUGCGGAGUUCAAGACAAAGUCUCCACGGAGACCAGAUGCGAAAGUGGAGAGCGAUGAAGACUCAGAUUGCUGCUCUAUUUGCUUCGAGUCCUGGACCAACUCGGGGAACCAUCGCCUGGCCUCUCUCAAGUGUGGUCAUCUGUUUGGACAGAGUUGUAUAGAGAAGUGGCUGAAAGGACAGGGAGGGAAGUGUCCUCAGUGCAAUGCCAAGGCCAAGAAGGGGGAUAUCCGAGUCAUCUACGCCAAGACGGUGAAGAUGGUGGACACGACGGAGCGCGACCGCGCGGUUCGGGAGCUGGAGAGGGAGAAGCAGCUGAGGCGGAAGGUGGAGUUGGAAGCGGCGCAGACGCGGCUGCAGUACGAGCUGGCUCUGCAGGAGUGUAACAAGAUCAGGGCUCAGCUGGACAGGGAGAGGCAGAGAAACACACAGGCCAGCAGUGCUUCUGGUACGAACCUUUCCCAGCCAUCCUGUAGCCAGGCCAGCAGCAGUCAGCAAAGAAGUCUCUACAAAUUUGACAGCUCCAUACCUUUGAAGGGAGAGAGCCGACUGUUGGGUUAUGAUGCCCAACAUGGGACCCUCGUGGUGUCACAACCUUCCCCUAACCAGCUGUUCCCUGGCUUCGGAGUGAAAAAGAUUAGUGCCAUGGACCUGCGUAGCGUCCAGUACGUCUCAGUCCACAGUAAGGCCAUCAGGGAUAUCUGCUUCAGUGGGAGGGUGGACGGCCUGAUGCUGACCGCCUCUGUCGACAAAACUCUGAAGAUAACCAGCCUUAUGAGCAACACGGUGGUACAAACGUACCAGACCCCGUUCCCCGUGUGGGCGUGCUGCUGGAACCAGGAGGACAACAACUACGUGUACGCCGGGCUGCAGAACGGGAGCGUGCUCGUGUUCGAUCAGCGCGACACCACCAAGCACGUGGAGGAGCUGGCGCCCCCCAGGGCCAGGUGUCCCAUCGUCGCCAUGAGCUACGUACCCAGGGAUCCUGAAUCCUCUCUCAGGUGUGGGGGUCUGCUGCUAGGGACUCUGCAGGGGGGCUGCUUCUGGGAGAAAACUUCCACAGACUACAAACCUCACCCUUUACCCAUGGAAGGUAGCUGUACAAGUCUGAAGUUUGAACACACCACCCGACACUGCCUGGCUUCCUUCAGACCGGACAAAAACCACAACUCAACCAGACAUCUGCUGUGCGAGCUUGAGAGCCGAUUGGUUGGUGAGGAUGGGCGGAAUCAGUGCUCGUGUCACGUGGUGCAGACGUUCUACGGCGGCUCUACGCAGAAGUUGCUGACGCGGUCGGCACUGUUCCCCAGCCCCGGGGACCCCGGACAGAUCCUGGUGUGUGCGGGGGACGAGGCCACCACAUCUGCACAGCUGUGGAGUGCCAGCACAGCUGCCCUGCUGCAGAGAAUCCCUACAGACAGCCCUGUGCUGGACGUCUGUCCGUUCUCCAUCAACAACAAGCAUCAGCUGGGUGUGCUCACAGACAAGCUACUCAGGAUAUACUCAUGGACAUAACCAGUAAACACACAAGAGACUUUGCAACACUGCUAGGAUUCAGGAUAGUCCAUUGUGGAUUUUUCAAGCAACUUGGACAGUCCUGUAUUGCCAAGAAGAUAAACGUUUUGCCAACUUCCUACUCAAAUCACCACAGUAUGAAAGGAUGUAGUGAUCCAAUACUAUUCUUCCUGCAAUGUGGUCAGAGAUCUAACCAUGAUUUUUUGGGAAUCUAAGUGUGGCAAAGUCACAUUGCAAGGGGCCCAGUUGUGAACAUUGUAUGGGGGCCUCCUCUCUCUAAAAAGUUCUCUAAAAUGCAUAGCCCUCAGAAACACUAUUCCCAGCAUGUUGAAGGCCAAAUUUGAUGAAAUACCAAAGGUAAAGCCACCGUAUUUUAUCUUAAUUUAAAAGUUUGUAACAAAACAACAGAAAGGCUCUCAAUGCUGGUUGUAACAGUGUUUGGGUCCAAAUCACAGUGUAGGGGAUACACAUCACAGCAUAGGGAACACAAAUCACGGUGAUAUGGCGAGAACCCUGGCGGUCAUUGCUAGUGCCAUUAGGGCCAUGAAUACCCUCCCAUCCUUGGCCAUGGAAACUUUUAUGCCUAUGCCUUUCUGAUCCAAGCUUUUGACACAGAAGCUGUUAGUUGUUGGAUGGUCACGUCUUUUAAGUCGAUGUGUAUCAUGUCUCUGUUAAUUGUUUACUGGUGUCAUGUUUACAACAAUAUGUUCUUCUUUGUCAUUCUAUCAAGCUGAAACAUUCCAGCUGUUUUGUAUGCGGAAGACUAUGCAUAUGGCUUGACUAAAGGGCACGGCAAUGUUUUAAUCUUUGACUUGGGUACGAGAAAAUGUGGAACUAAUGUAGGCAUCUCCAACAGCUCUGGUGAGCCAACAUGAUUGUAGAUUUCAUUGCAUAUGGACCACUAUUUGCUGGCUAUGACUUGCCUUCUGAUGAAAAGAUCAUGCUGUUCUAAAUAACUAGUACUUCAGAGAUGUAUACUAUGUAAAGUUGUAUAUAUAUCUGCAACUGAAAACAUGUUCAUGCAGUUUUUAGCAUCUUGCUAGACAUGAAAGAUGAAUAGCUAGUACUUCAGGGUUGUAUGCUCUGUAAAGUGCAUACAUCUGCAAGAGAAAAUAUGAUGAUGCAGUUUUAUCAUACAUGGUCAACAAAACAUUAAAGAAAAAAGAUCACACUCUUGCGUAAGAUGAUUUAUGAACUUUUUAUACUUGAAAUAAAGCUCUAAGAU